Molecule: messenger RNA, 1887 nt
Organism: Colias croceus (clouded yellow)
Lineage: Eukaryota; Metazoa; Arthropoda; Insecta; Lepidoptera; Pieridae
Gene: Fnta
Product: protein farnesyltransferase/geranylgeranyltransferase type-1 subunit alpha
Exons: 5
Coding region: 254-1249 (331 amino acids)
Biological process (GO): protein farnesylation; protein geranylgeranylation
Cellular component (GO): CAAX-protein geranylgeranyltransferase complex; protein farnesyltransferase complex; cytoplasm
Molecular function (GO): CAAX-protein geranylgeranyltransferase activity; protein farnesyltransferase activity
Source: RefSeq, a predicted model, not a curated record
UAUUUAUUCCUAUUUCCGUGAUCCGUCUCCAAGUUUUAAUUCCAUAAAAAAUAAUUAAAAUCCUUUAAUUACAAGUAACACAGAGCAAGUAAUUAAAUCUCUAAAGCCUAUUAAAAGUAUUUACAUUCGCGUUAUAAUAAAGCUAAUCAUCUCACGUAGUGAUAUACAUAAUACCGUGUAUAAGUUUAUUUGUUUUAAACUAUUUGCGUCCAGAUAAAUAAUUGUGUGAAUUCACGGUUUCUAAGAGAUCACAAUGUCUGACGGUGAGGACAGUGAUGCUGGCUGGGUGUUCUACAAGGAUAGGCCAGACUGGAGCGAUGUCAAGCCAGUGCCUGAAGACGAUGGACCAACUCCUGUAGUUGUUAUUGCACAUUCAGAGAAAUUUGAAGAUGUGUAUGAUUACUUCAGAGCAGUUCUACAAACAGAUGAGAAGUCGCAAAGGGCUCUGGAGCUAACAAAAGAUGCCGUAGAAUUGAAUCCUGCUAACUAUACAGUGUGGCAAUAUAGGCGAGAUCUAUUAAAAGCGCUGGGAACAGAUCUUAGAUCAGAAUUGGACUAUGUUGAAUAUGUGAUCAAACAUUCGCCCAAGAAUUAUCAAGUAUGGCAUCACAGGCGAGUGCUAGUGGAAUGGUUGCAAGAUCCAUCGAUGGAAUUGGAUUUAACCGGCGAUGCGCUCGCGCAGGACCCGAAGAAUUAUCACGCGUGGCAACACAGGCAAUGGGCUAUGAAGACCUUUGGAUUGUUCGACACAGAAAUGGCGUUCGUAGACAAACUUAUAACCGAUGACGUCCGCAACAACUCAGCGUGGAACCAACGUUACUUCGUCAUGAACAACCACCAAGGCUGGUCCGAUCUCAACGUUCAAAGAGAAAUCUGCUAUACAUUGGAAAAAAUUAAAUUCGUCAAAAACAACGAAAGCGCCUGGAAUUACCUCAGAGGAGUACUAUUACAUGAUAAAAGAGGAAUUAAUGGAAACGCGGUCGUGACGUCAUUCUGUGAGGAAUUAUAUAAGAACAGAUGCAGGUCGCCAUAUUUAUUGGCAUUUAUCAUAGAUGCAAGUGAAGAAGCCAUUAAAAAACAAGAAACUAAUUGUUUUCAUAAUGCAGAAAGGGCUAUAGAAAUGUGUGACGCGUUGGCGAAUAAAUAUGAUAAAAUACGGUCGAAGUAUUGGAAUUAUUUGAGUGAUAAGUUCCAUAAGUAUAAGGAACAGAAUGUGCAGGCUAAUGGUGCGAAUAAUGUGGAGCAUUAAAUUAUGAAGCUAUCUCUUUCUAUUGUGAAGAAAUGGUGUUUGCUAGAGUGAGAUAGAUUGCCUAUUCUCUUGUGAAAGUGAUUUGGUAUCCUUUUCACUCUAAUGGAUAUGUCUGCGUGAUGGAAAGAGAUAACGGUAUUCAAUAUGCGAAUUUUGCGGCUUACCUUUUUAAUAUAGAUAGAGAAAAUUAUAUAAAUGUUUUGGUGUAUGUGCUUUGCUAUAAGUUCGUUUCGAUUGGAUUUUUUUAACUAUACAUUUUUAUUAUGAUGUAAAAUAUAGAAAUAAAAAAUACAGUAUUUUGGACUCUACCUAAGUAACAACACCUAAAUUUUCUAUUAACUUAUAUGACGUGGAAUCUAGUCAAAAGGCUACUGGAAAAAUUAACUUUUCAAUUUAUAGCAUCAAUCUAUACAUUAAAGUAUUCCUAUCUGUUUAAUAUUUUUAUAAUUGUGACUAUUAUAAACACACUAAGAUUUUUCUAUAUUUGUCUCUAUUUAUAAUAAACAAUAUCAGAUUGUUGUCCAUUGCGUACAAACUACAAAUAUAGUUAUUAUCUUGUCUUUGCACCUUGCAUCAUUUUUAUACGUGUACAUGUAAAAAUCCAACACUGACCAUGGAAAUAAAUCUCUUUUAUGUUA